Aedes albopictus (Asian tiger mosquito) is the source of this 14731-nucleotide messenger RNA. RefSeq names its product dnaJ homolog subfamily C member 5 homolog (gene Csp). Gene Ontology annotation, biological process: regulation of neuromuscular synaptic transmission. Gene Ontology annotation, cellular component: type Is terminal bouton. Bases 7107 to 8018 code for a protein of 303 amino acids. NCBI's taxonomy places the organism in Eukaryota, Metazoa, Arthropoda, Insecta, Diptera, Culicidae. The transcript is spliced from 2 exons. The record is from RefSeq and is a predicted model, not a curated record. Gene Ontology annotation, molecular function: nucleic acid binding; zinc ion binding.
AGGUCAUUAAAAGUUCAACCCGGAUGAUAUCAUCUUGAGAUGCGAAACCAAAUUAAUGGUAUGAAGUAAGUGUUAUCGCCAUUGUUUGAAGUAUAUCUUUACCUUUAGUGAAACAAAGAAAUACCACAAAAACAAAGAAACAAACAAUAACCUAACGCUACUGGAUUUUGUGAGAUCUGUGUUUGUGCCACGCGUGACGACUCUCCCAACACGGUCACUCGCUUCUCUCUGAAAGAAACUCAAAGAGUCAUAAUCUCCAUUAGAAGCUAUGAUGUUGUGCGUACAAGCACACAUAGCACACCACACAUCCAAACGGUGUGCAUUGAAACAAAGAAAACCAAUCAGAAGCCAAGGAGCCGGUACACAUAGAUCAAAAUCAACCAUAAUAUUACAAAAAAAAAAAACAAUAUUUUAAAUAUAGAGGACAGCAAACGAAGUACGAAACAAUAAUUGAACUAUCUCUCACGUUACACCAAUACAAAGCAAACACUCACGAAUCACGAUCAAUCUCACACUCUCACAUGGAAAUCAAACACACGGAAGCAAACAGCAACAGAGAAGAUGUAUCGUAUUCGCAGAUUUAGGGAAUAACUUUUUCCUCAUUACACUAUAACGAAAGCAAAAAAACAUAUAUUACGUGUUACUACUAUUUCGAUUUGCAAAGGAAUCAGAUUACACGCAAAGCAAAACCCUACAAUAAAGGAAAACGUCUUUAACUUUCCAAAGUAUGUCUGUUACAUAUAUUUUUUCCUGCAAUUGAGUGGUAUUCUUCCUUUUUCGUCGUCAAUAUAUGAAAAAAGUGAAAAUUACAAAAAUAAUCUUAUAUUAAUUAUAGCAAAAACACACAAAACAGUUCUUCUAUUUAAUGUGUAUCGUAAGAGCAAGAAAAAGAAAACGAAAAUGUUAGCAGUCAGAGCAGGAACUGGGUUUAAAACAAAAACUGAAGAAAGAGAAAUAGAGAGGGAUUAUAUAGUGUACACAUAAACUCAUUGAAAUACAAACAACAACAACAGCAGACAAAGAAAUUGAACGGAGCGAAAAAGCUACAUUAUUCAAUUGUAAUCAUAAUCGGAAAAACACGAAAAUAGAAGAGGAAGUGAAACAAAUAACUACGAUAAUAAAUUUUUCAUUGCGCCAGUUAUACUCAACCUGAAAGUCUAAAAACAUAAUAUGAUCGUUGUCUGUGUGUUCUGUUUGUAAAAUCAUGUCCGAAUAAUUCCCUUUUCGUUUCGAUUUUUUGCAGGUGUACAAUCCUACUGGCAGUAUGAUGAAAAAUGAUAUCCAGAAAAAUGAUAUCACUGCCACGAACGUAUCACCUAUUAACGUAGCAGUUGAUUGCUAUAGCAGAGAUCGUGCUGGCAUUUUAGGUAAGUAGUGUUUUGUUUAUUGGUUUGCUAUAUUAUAUUCAACCAACGAAAGUUAAAGUUGAGUUUUCGUGAAGUGUUAAAGAUCUCCGCAUACCUGGCCCCGUGGGUAAAUCAGAAUCACCUUGAAAUGGUACGUUACGGCGAAGCACAGAAAAACAGACGUCCCACUCCGGCCGCUUCCCAUCGAACACCUUUUUAACGGGUGAUUCAAAUUUUCGGUAGUUGGUCAAUAGACCACUCGCGGCCACCUAGUGUUGGCCCGACCAGCCACAAUACGUUUAGCAUUGAGCAGUCAAGGGUCCAAAAAUGCCCUCUGCCUUGGAAGCGCUCUCAAAAAUCAAUUGUUAAUCGAUUUUCAAUCUUGUGGCCUAAAACGAAAGAUAUGUGUUUCUAAAAUGAGCCAGUCUUGGCAUAUUGUCAAUAUUUGGACACAAAGACACCCGGAUCCGAUUCCGGGACGAACCGUAUUCAGAAUUUCAUACCUAAAUAUGAUAUAACGCGCUGCAACGGUUCAAGUUUUCCAAUUUUUUAUCAAGCUAACAGCAUCAGCAUUAUUUUGACUAUGAAUAUACAAUAUACUUCAACAUAAAUAGAUCGGCCUAUAUUAAUGGUUGAGAAAUUUGGACACAAGAAACGAAGAAUCAUAACUGUUCAUAAUUAUGGCUGUGUCAAUGCCUGUGCAAGUGCCAGAUAAUAAUCUGGGGAUGUAUUCCUGAAGCAACAGCAAUACGCAUUUCUGAAGCAAUCCCUUGCGGGUACUGCUGGGUAUUAUUGAAGAAAUUCAUAAAUAAAGGGCAUUCCUGAAAGAAUUGGUGGAUGAACUGGUGAAAGAUUUCUUGGAGAAAGUUGUAAAAUAAUUCUUAGAUGAAAUCCUCUGGAGGAACUUCUGGCUCCUCCAUCACUGUAAAAAUAACUAAAAAAAUCCUAGACAAAUCGCUGAAGGAAAAUCGGUAGAAAUCCUGGAAUGAUGGAAAUGAUAAUAGAAGGAUGAAACAAUUUCUUAAAUUUAUUGAAUAAUAACAGAAAGAAUUCUAGGAAGAAAAAUUCCUGAAAGAAUCCCUGAAGGAAUUUCUAAAGGAAACCGUGGACGAAUUCCUAGAGGAAUCCCUGGAGGAUUUCCUAGAAUAAUCGCUGAAGGAGUUCCCAGAUGAAUAGCUGAUUGAAUUGCUAAAGUAAUUCCUCGAGAAGUUCCUGAAAGAAUUCCUGGAGGAAAUCUCGGAGGAAUUUCUGAAGGAAUCCCCGAAGACAUUGAUAGAGGCACUUCUGUAAAAAUCGCGUGACGACCCGUGUUGGCGCUGACGCUUUCCAAGCCUGCCCGCAGGAUGGAUUCCUGAAGGAACUCUUGGAUGAAGCCCUGGAAGAAUUCCUGGAUGAGUUCCUGGAAGAAUCUCUGGAGGAAUUCCUGGAGAAAUUUUUGGAUGAAUUCCUGGAGGUAUCCCUGGAGAAAUUUCUGGAGGAAUUUCUCAAGGAAUAUCUGGAGGAAUUUCUGGAGAAAUGGUGAAGGAUAGAUUCCUGCAGCAACCCCUGUACGAAUUCAUGAAUGAAUCUCUUUAGGAACUCUUGAAGGAAUCCCUGGAGGAACCUUUGGAAGAAUUCCUAGAUGAGUUCCUGGAAGAAUCCCCUGAGGAAUUCCUGGAGAAAUUCGUGGAUGAAUUCCUCGAGGAAUCCCCGAAGGAGUCUUUUGAGUAAUUCCUGGAGAUAUCCCUGGAGGAAUUUCUGAAGGAAUCCCUGGAGGUAUUCCUCGAAAAAAAAUAUCUGGAGGAAUUCCUGGAGAAAUCUCUGGAGGAAUCCUUGAAGGAAUCCCUAGAGGAAUUCCUGAAUAAAUAUCUGGAGGAAUUUCUAGAGAAAUCCUGCAGGAUGGAUUCCAGCAGCAAUCCCUGUAGGAAUUCCUGAAGGAAUUCCUAGAGGAACUCUUGGAGGAAGCCCUGGAGAAAUACCUGGAUGUGUUCCUGGAAAUAUCCCUGGAGGAAUUCUUGGCGAAAUUCGUGGAUGAAUUUCUAGAGGAAACUCUGCAGGGAUUCCUGGAGUAAACUCUGAAAGAAUCCCUGGAGAAAUUUCUGGAGGUAAUAUUGGAUAAAUAACUGGUGGAAUUCCUGGAGAAAUCUCUAAAGGAAUCCCUGGAGAAAUUUCUGGAAGAAUUUCUGGAAAAAUUCUGCAGGAUGGAUUCCUGCAGCAAUAUCUGUAGGAGGAAGGAAUCCCUGGAAGAACUCCUGGAGGAAGCCCUGGAGAAAUUCCUGGAUUUAACCCUGAUACAAAAAUCGUGUAGAAAUCUCUGAAGGAAUCCCUGAAUGAGUCCCUGGAGGAAUUCCUGAGGGAAUCCCUUCAUGAAUUCCUGAGAGAAUCCAUGGAGGAAUUCAUGAAUAAACCCCAGAAGAAAUUCGAGAAAGAAUUUUUUGAAGAAUAUCAGGAUAGAAUUGUAAACAAAUCCGUGGAAGAAUUUCUAAAGAAAACUCUGGUAAACAUUCUGAAAAAAACCAUGUCUGCAGUAAUUUCUUCACGAGUUAUUGGAACAAUUACUUGAAAACGUCCUUAAGGAUUCUUUGUAGUCAUUUUUAAAGGAAUUUCUGGAUUAAUUUUAGGAUUUUUUUUUGAUAGAACUUUUGAAAGAAUUCCUGGAAAAAAUAUGCAGAAAUAUUUAAAAUUGGAUUAAUUUCUAGUGAAAUUCUUGAAGGAGUGCAUGAAGUAAUCACCGAAGAAAUCUCUGAGGGAAUACCUGAAGAAAUAUCUAAAUGAAUUUCGGGUGGAACUUUUUAGGAAUCCCUGGAAUUCUUGAAGCAGUCCUCGAAAAAGGCACUGAACAGGAACGCACUAGAGCAAACUCUAGACUACAAGCAACCCUGGAAGAAUUCCCGGAGGAAUGUCUAGUGAAAUCCGCAAUAGAAUUCUUAAAGGAUUUUCUGAAUAAUUCCGUGGAGGAAUCACUGAAAGAAGCCAUAGAAAAAUUCCUGGGAAAACUCUUCGAUGCAUCCUUGCAGAAGGCUCUGCAAGAACGUCUGCUAGAGGCAUCGUGGAUGGAAUUCUUGAAAUAUUUUUCGGAACAAGCCCUAAAACAAUCACUAUCGGAACCACGCAAGACAGUCUUAAAGGGAUUCAUUAAGAAGAAAUUCCUGGAAAAGUCCCUCGAAAAAUUCUUCACGGAUCCCUGAAACAAUUUGUGGAGAAAUACCUGGCGAAACUUUUAAGGUGUUCCUGGACGCAUUUAUAUAUAAAAAAAAUCCAAGUUUUUUUUUGCUCUUACGCACAUUGGGCAACUUCGUUGUCGAGAAUUAUUACUGAUGGACACACCCAGAAGAUCUUGAUAAGAUUUACUUAGAAUUCCUUCAGAAAUUCCUCUUGGGGUUUUGACAAGAGUUUCUUCUAAGGUUAUCAAAAGCUCUUGACAGUAUUCCCAGGAUUCUUACAGAGAUUGUUUUCCUGGCUUUCUCUUUUUUUUCUAGAUUUUUACGGUAUUAUUCCUAGGAUGGAAUUCCCAAAGGAUUCGAAUCGCAGAAAAAGUAGAAGUUCCCGGAGAAAUCUAUGAAGGAAUUCAUGGAAGGAGUUCCCGAAAAAAAAUCCUAGAAGUAGUUCCUGGAGGAAUCCCGGAAGCGAGCCUCGAAGGAAAUCUUUGCAAGGUUGCAACCAUUCAUUUGCAAAAAUUUACAUUCAUUUGCUAUUAUCUCAGUUCAGAAGCAUGCUAUCGAAAAACAAUGUAUGGAUGAAUUUAACCUUGUAGUUUUAUCUGAAAGUUUGCCGAAUAACAUUGGGGUCGCACACGCAUUCCAAAGUCGUGAGCGAGCUGUGAAGGCAACUUUCCACAGCGUGAAUGAAAUUUAUAUUCACCGCGUGGAGAGUUGCCUUCACAGCUCGCUCACGACUUUGGAAUGCGUGUGCGACCCCAAUGUUAUUCGGCAAACUUUCAGAUAAAACUACAAGGUUAAAUUCAUCCAUACAUUGUUUUUCGAUAGCAUGCUUCUGAACUGAGAUAAUAGCAAAUGAAUGUAAAUCUUUGCAAAUGAAUGGUCGCAACCUUGUCUUUUAGCAGAAGUAAUUUCUGCAAUGUUCCUAAAAGAAUUCCGGAAGGAGCUCCUGGAGGGAUCCCGGAGAAGAUUUUGGAGGAAUACUAAAGGAAGUUCUCGUCAGGUUUCUUGUAAGUUUCCUGGAACGAUCUCAGAAAGAAUCCCCGAAGAAGUCCCUGAUGAAACUGCAGGAUCUCGUAUGGAAUUUCUUAACGGAAUCCCUGACACUGAAUUUUGGAAGGAGUUUCGGAAGAAAUUUCGGGAAGAAUUCCUGAAGCAAUCUCCGUAAGUACUCCUAGAGGCAUCCCAAUUGAAAUUACUCGAAUUUACAGAAAUACUACUCAUUGAAAAAUCACGGAAGAGAUCUCAUAAUGUUCCAGAAGGAAUCCUGGAAGGAGUUUCUGGUGGAAUCUCAGAAGAGAUCUCAGAGGAUAUUUCUGAAGGAACCCGAGAAAGAAUCUAAGAUGGAGUUCCCUGAUGAAUCGCAGAAGGAAAUCCUAGAGGGAUCCUAGAGUAAAUUUGUGACGAAACCACGGAUAAAUUUCCUGGAGGAAUCUCAGGAAAAUUUGCUGGGGUAAUCCUAGAAAGAACUCCUGAAGGAAUCUUGCAAUUAAUUUGUAGAGAAACUUCGGAAGGAAUUUUGAAGGAAUCUAGGAACGCCUGAACUUAUCUCAAAAUGCAUUUCUUAAGAAAUCCCACAAAGGUUCUCUGAAAAAAUCCCGCGAGAACUCCCUCGAGGAAUCCCUCGAGGGGCAAAAAGGUGCAGAUGAGGAUACCCUUAUCAGAAAGCUUUCAAAUAAGGGUUAGUUUGGACUCAUGACCAUAAUAAAAAUUGUUCAUACUACGAUUUAACUGCAUUCAAAUCUACGUUGACAGUAGAAUUCAUGGCUACUAUGAUGAAAUAUAAGUUAAAUCCUCUUUCGGUAUGCUGUCCCCAUUCGCACUACAGUCCCAUGUCAAUAGGAAACCCAGCAAAUACGAACUGCGAAUCGUGGCUGUAAGGCACUUUUCGAAUUUUGUUUUUCAUAUAAGCGUGGGUCACCCUAAUUGACAGCUUCGUAAAUUUAUCGCAUAUCAUUUUGUUCCAUACUGUUUUGUGCCUCAGUAAUGACACUUUCCUCAAACUGCUUUUUCCACCGGCCGUGAAUUCUUUCCUACCGUGAAUUCUUUACUACUCCUCAUCGAACCAACCGUUUCUGGAUCGUCUUUCAGCAGUACCUAUCAUUCUUCGCAUUGGUGUGCUCACACUGCUCUGUGGAUAUAGAUUUCGACAGAUGGGUGAGGUUGUCCACUAUGUUGAUUUCUCUUAUCGGCUCAUCCAGUUUCAGGCUCUAUUAAUUGUUGGAGUAGAGUAGUGACAGCCCCCCUGGUAAGGAUGAAUGUUAUAUGACAGAUGUAGUGUGUAAGUAUGUGUUUGAUUGACGAAGCGUAAUCGCUGACAUGUUAUGAACUUGUGUGAUGUAUUUUUCAGUCCGUACUAAUCCAUCAAUGUAAAUAGACGAUGUUGAAACUGUAGUCCGUGUAGUUUACUUCCGACGAAUCACAUAUCGCGGGAUGGUAAUCAAUUAACCGGUCGAUCGCCUCGGUUGAUCUUGUCCGCUGCGCUGAGAUACCCAACAGGUUAUGGGCCCAGCACGCUUCCACUGCGCGUUUGUGUGAAGAGCGAUUUGAGAGUUUGGAAGAACGCUGCACAAUGGUCCAAAAGUGUGGUUUUGAGUGACGAAAAAAAAAAAAUAAUUGAGAAAUGGCAGAAGCAAAAGUGGCACUUGAUCGUUUGAAUGACACCAACUGGUCGACGUGGAGGUUCCGAAUGGAACUAUUGCUGAUGCGGGAAGAUCUGUGGACGAUUGUCAAGGAUCCCAAACCAGAUCCAGUGGACGUGACAUCAGCAUGGAAUAGGAAAGAUGAGAAGGCACGAGCGUUGAUCGGUUUGGCGCUUGAGGAUAGUCAGUUGGUGCACAUUAUGAAAGCUACAACGGCGAAGGAUAUGUGGGAAAAGCUCAAGGCCUACCAUGAGAGAGGAUCGUUAUCAAACAAGAUUCAUGUUUUACGGCGGCUAUGUUCGAUGCGGUUGAAGGAAGAAGAAAGCAUGUCGGAUCACCUGACGGAGGCCUCGGAGCUGGUCCAUCGUCUGGCCAGAAUGGGUGAGUCUCUCAAGGAACAUUUGGUUGUAGCGAUUCUACUAUCCAGUCUGCCAGAAUCGUACAACCCGCUUGUGACCGCCUUGGAAGGACGCCCGGAAGAAGAUCUCAAGUUGGAUUAUGUUAAAGGGAAACUUUUGGAUGACUGGCGAAGAAGAAGCGAAAAUCGAAACGAGAAGAGCGACCCGGAAAAGGCUAUGAAAUCUACAGUGGAAGGUGAAAAGCGGAGGAGUUUUGUUCGGAGGUGCUACUACUGCGGACGUGAAGGGCAUUUCCAACGAAACUGUCCUGUUUUGUUGGAGGAAGUGAAGGCUAGUGUAGAAAAGCAGAACAAAGCGAAGACGACAAGUGUAAGGCAUCCGCAUACGGAAAAUGAAGGUGAUGGUCGUGGAGUAUGCUUCACGAUGACGACUAGGAGUUGUGAGUCUGUAGGAGAAUGGAUCGUCGACACAGGAUGUACGAAGCACAUGACAAAUUCGACUGGUGGAAUCCAUGUGCUAAAGAAGUAUUGUUAGCAGAUGGGAAAACUGUGAAAGCGAAAGGUAGCGGUACAGGAAGGAUCACAACAAGCGGGGUGAAUGGCGAGGAAGUCGAUGUAACGCUGAAAGAAGUCUUGUACGUGCCCGGAUUAUCCAGGAAGGUGCUAUCGGUCAGUCGGAUCACGGAGGAAGGUUAUACGGUUGUCUUUGGCCAGAAGGACUUCCGUAUUAUGGAUGGAGCGACGGUGCUCGCCGUAGGCAAAAAGAGUGGUGGGCUCUACUAUUUGUGUUAACAUUUUGAUGAUUUGAAAUCAGUUUUGAGUCAGGAGGAGUUGACGUUAUGUCAGUAAUAUGAUAUGGGGGCUGCACUAAGGAGGAGUGUUGGAGUAGAGUAGUGACAGCCCCCCUGGUAAGGAUGAAUGUUAUAUGACAGAUGUAGUGUGUAUGUAUGUGUUUGAUUGACGAAGCGUAAUCGCUGACAUGUUAUGAACUUGUGUGAUGUAUUUUUCAGUCCGUACUAAUCCAUCAAUGUAAAUAGACGAUGUUGAAACUGUAGUCCGUGUAGUUUACUUCCGACGAAUCACAUAUCACGGGAUGGUAAUCAAUUAACCGGUCGAUCGCCUCGGUUGUUCUUGUCCGCUGCGCUGAGAUACCCAACAUUAAUCUCCCACACUUUCUACUGGGAAACGCUGGUUAUUUAAUCGUAAAUGUCGCUGAAUUCAUGAGUUCUCCAUGGUUGAUAACCAUACUACCAUAGACUAACUUGAAACCUGGAAGUGCCUAAGAAAGCCAUUGAAUUUUAUGUGUCCAAUCAGGUAGGGUAAAUCGGGGUAAUUUGGCCACCUUAAGCAAAAGUCGAUUGAAGAUGCAGAAAACAACGUUGAAUCUCUCGCACAUCGUAUGGUCAGAAUGUUUCUGAUAAUACUAUACUAGUUGCAUAAAAAUAUCAUAGUCUAAUCGUGUUUAUAUGCCAAAAAAUGAUUUUUGAAAAAAGUGUUGUUUCUGCGUCGAUUUUGAACCGUCGGGGUAAUAUGAGCACCCUAUUUUAAACAGGGUGUCUCCUACCUGGAAAAACCUGGAAAACCGGGAAUCCUCAGGGAGUUAUAUUUAACAGGGAAAAACCUGGAAAACUCAGGGAAUGUUUUGAAUACUCAGGGAAAUUUUGCAUCGAUGGAAAAAACAAUAAAACAUUGAGUCGUGUGAAUAAAAAGAAGCGAAUUUUAUUACUUAUAGAUCCACUCAAAAAUAAAGUCCCACAGAGUUUACUACAUCAUGAAUCUGAAUAAAAAGUUUUCUAUUAUGUAGUGAUAGUGUAUCCAUAUAGAAAAUCGGCUACAACGGUUUUCUGUCAGGGUUUUUUUGGAAUUUCUUUGGAAAUACCUUUUAAAUUCCUUGAUUCUUGAUUCUUCUUGAUUCCUUCCCUAUUUUUUACGACAUUUGGCUUGGUAUUCCUUUUUGAACUCCUUCCGGAUUACUACCAGCAUUUUUCCAAUAUUCUUUCCGGGAUUCUUCCUUGAGAAUCUUCUAGGAUUCCGGAAUUCCGAUGGAAUUCUUACAUAUAGAAUUUCAUAUCAUACAGAUUAUACAGAAUUUCUCUAGAGAUUUUCCCAGUAUUGCUCCCAGAGAUCCCGUGGCAUUCUACCAGGAUUUAUCCCGAGAUCUCCACAAGAGUUUAUCUUACGAUAAACCGCAGAUGUUGUCGCGGAAUUUCUGUUAGUGUUUCCCUCGGGAUUCCUCUUGAAGGUGUUAUUCCUGGGAUUUAUGCUAAAGCUCCUCCAACGGUUUUAAGAAGUUUUUCACAAAUUUUCUGUAGGAAUUCCUUCCGGGAUUUCUUCCGAAGUCUGCCCUGUGAUUUCUUCAAGAAAUUUCUCUUUCUUCUAGAGUUUCUCUUUGGAUUUCUACAGAAGUUUUAGCGGAUAUAUUUUCCAAAUGUUCUCACGGGAUUUCUUUUGAGAUUUUUCUCGAAGCUUCUGAGAGAAAGAUUCCUUCCGGUGUUGAUCAUGGGAUAUCUCUCAGAGUUUUUUUCAGAAUUCAUCCUAGACUUUCUCCUACGAUGUUUUAGAGAGUCUUCUGGAAUUUCUACAGAAGUUACUGCUGAUACCUAUCAUGGAGUUCGUGCCAUAUUUAUUUUUUCGGAUAUUUACUAAGGCUUUUCUAUAUAGUUGACGAACUAAUUUCUUUCAUAGAUCCAUCUGACAUUAUUUUCCUACAGAUUUUCUCGGGAUUAUUCCCAGAGCUCUUCCCGGAAUCUCUACCAGAAAUUAUCCCGAGAUUCUGGAUGCUCCUAUUUGGGACCUUUUUUUAAUUGUCCCCGGAGUUCUUGCAGGAUUUUUUCAAAUAGUUUUUUUACAAUAUUUCCUGGGAUAACUUACGAGAUUUCUUGUAAGAAAUUUCCGGAGAAAUAUUCUUUAUAUCGGUCAAAUUUAGCGAUUUUUUUUAGAGAAAUCUCGAGAGGAAGAAAUCCUGAGAGAAACUGGGGCAUCUCGAAAAAAAAAGUUCUGGGGCUAAUCCCAGGACGAAAUAUUAGGGAAAUUUAAGGAGGAACUCUAAAAACAUCUAAAAGUAUUCCCGGGAGAAACUAUGUGUGAAAUCCCGUAAGUAAAUCCACUAGAAAUAUUUUAAAACUGUUUCCGAAAGAACUUCUGCGAAAAUCCUGUUUCUGGAAGAACUUCUUUGAAACAUUUUGGAAAGAUCUCCGGUAGGAAUCCAGUGAGAAACUCUGGAAGUAAGUCCUGGGUUCAUAGUCUAGCGGAGACCUCGUAAAAAACCUGAAAUCGUGGAAAAUCUGGGAAGGAGCUAUUUAUGUAAGCAAAUACGUAAACACCUAAUGGGAAAACAGGAAAAAGCCAGAAAACAAAAAUCUUCGAUAAUUUCACGGAAAAACGGCGAGAAACUGGAAAUGAAUUUGAAGGAGGAAUCAUGGGUUGUAUUUCGAAAUCUCAACAUCACUACACCACCAGCACAGAGUACAAUCAUCCAAGUUCAAAUUCAAAACUGUGUUUGGAAUUCAACGGUCAUAUAGCUAGUCUGUGCAAUUACUCACUGAACCCUGAAUGUUUUUUUCUGAUUUUCUAGAGUAUUUGGAUGUCAUUGUAAGUGGAAGUGUCGAAGAAAUUACUUGCAAUCAACCCAAGAGAACGUUGGAAAAAGUUUAGAAAUAUUCCUCAACCGAUUUAUGCAAUAUAUACGAAAGAGUUUUGUUAAACAGUUCUUAAAAUAAUUCAGCGAUUUGGUGAAACCAUUUGGAUAAUAAAUCUUGCGCAUUUCUUCUUAAAAUGUUUACCUUAAGUUUUGGUGAUAUACCUGUGUAGUUUUUGAGAAGUAUAUAAAUUUAAUAAAAUUGGAGCUAAUUUUUUAUUUAUCAACAUUUAAAAUUUCACCCUGGAAAAACCUGAAAAACUCAGGGAAUUUUAUUUUGUCUUAUUAUAGACACCCUGUUAAAUGAAGAAUUUAUAUCGUCUAAUACAAUACAAACUUAAUAUGCUUCACUUGAUAUUGAAUCAUAUAGUGUAACGGUUGUGGAGUGCACACAACGUACAGCAGUUUAAGCGCCACUCUCGGGUUAGAGAGACUGCUGACGCUUUUCACAGGUCCGGCUAGGAGACUCUGUCCAAGGGCGAGUUUUAGAAGUGGCUCAAACACUCAGUCCUAUCUGACAAACCCAAGCAGAAGCACCAACGAAUUAUGAUCAAGAAAAAGGAUAUCCGAAUAAAAAUUAACGAAAAUAUAAACUAUUAAAACGAUCAAUCAAUUCAAUGACGAAAGCAACUGUAUUCCUGGCCGUAGGGGUUUUAAUUACAAAUUUAGGGCCCUAACUUUGAGCUCAAAGUACCUUAACUAUGACUUACGAUUUUACAAGAUUUGUUCUGGUGAUGGGUGCCGAGGAGAUGCUGGUCGUGUAGCACAGAGUUUGGUCGCGCGACGCAAUGCACCCGAGGUGACGGUAUCUCGGAACGGGGGUGUCGCGUGGUGGCGAAAGAAUCACUCGGAAUGUCGCAGGGUAUCUCCGUGAGCGUCUACCAUGCGCUGCGACGAGCGGGUGAUGAUCGAGAGAGGAUGCAGCGAAGCCGGCUUGGCUAUCGAACACUACACGCGUGACACGUCCUGGAACCAGGCUUGACAGAAACUCACUCGCGAGAAAAUGAGGAAGCGAUUUUGGCGUUUUUCUGAGGAGUUAAAAUAAAACUCAGAAAUCACAACGCAAAUCCUCAACAGCACCGAGCGCGAGCUUGCCGCGCAGCGAGGAGUUCGUCCAACACUCAUAAUUGCUUGUUGUGUUUCUCACGUCCACUCACACUCAAAAAGCUCUCGCGAGUUCCACUCCCAUACAAAGAAAGACUCUCGAGGCGAAAAUCGCACUCAAAAACCCGAAAUAAUCAUCGGCUCUUUUUUUGUUCCGCUCUUCCUCGCUCAGUUUUUAUUACCUCUCUGUUUGGGGUUCGUUCGCUCCCUCGCGACGAGGCAAAAGCAAAACACCGCUCUAGAUCAUGUUGCAAAACUCUUUUGAUUUCGAGGAGGAUUAUCAAGCCUGCCUGGAACAAGCUCUGCGCGUCUGACGGUCGGUUGAUGGAGCCGCUUGGUAUCACGUUCUUAUCACUGCCGUUCACGUGGCAGAUGGGGCGUGAGCACGAGUGGAGGCACACAGAUCGACUCCACGAAUCCGUCGCAGGAAUUUGGAUUCUUGACCAGGCGCGUGCUCGGUGCUCGGUGCGGGGCGUCUCGCUCACUUUGUGGGUUUGUAGAAUCGAAGAAAAAAAAAACCCUUCGUUGAAGGGAAAGCUACCCAACAACGAUAUUAGGACUCAACUACACAUUUCAAUCACGAAGGAUCUUACCUAUGCUUUUUUGUUUGUUAAUCACGCACGGCGAAUAAUUCCGAAUUGUUCGGAUAGGAUUUCUAAAAUCUGGAAACUAGUACAAAUUCUCGUUUUUGGAACACUAUUUCGACUAGAAAUCUUAAAAUUCUCACCUCACUAUUUAACUUUCAGUAGCACAACUCAACUCAACUUAGAACUGAUCUUUGAUCGUUUUUACCGGUUAACUAGACGGUAUAGCGUAUGACUGGACGUCUGGCUUGCUCUACAUCAAGAAACUGAUUGAUUGCCUCCACACAAAUUUUGCCUCAUGUAGGCCCGCGAGCUAAUUUGCAUAUCGUACGAUAUAUCGGAUGAUCUUUGAUCUACCAAUCAUCAACAGCCACGUGAAGCGUGAUCCGAGCAUUCUCUUUCUAUCUCAGAGUCAAAGCCGCAAACCCUAUUGCGAUCCGUACCGCUGGGGUGUGAGCCAUCUCACGUAGCAGGCACUCUUACUCAAUCCGUUUCGCUCCUGGAAUUUGGGGUUAUCUGAGAGUUUUGAGUGGUGCCAUAAAUUACGAAACGCGAAGGUAUACGCGAAGGUAUAGCAAUCUCCCUUUUUUUUGAGAGCAAGUACUAAAACAUGCUGUCCGUUUUCACGGCGUGUGUAUGGGAAAAGUUUAUAACAAAAAAAUAGGCAUCGUCAAAUUUUUCGCUAUUCAAAAAUAGAGGCUUUCAGCUUUCAUUUGCAGGGUCCCUCAAAAAAAUCCACCGAGGGAUCCCGAACAACUUUUUCAGAAUACUGUUUUUUCCCAUACAAAAUGCACGGUUCCAAAUUAAUCCCUAUUUCUACUUAACAAACAUACCCAAUUUUUGUAUGAAAAAGUUCCCCCGAUGGAAUAUUUCGAUGUUGGGCUUGAAUGAAAGCUGGUAGCGUCAACUUUCACGUAGCGUAAAAAUUAUCGAUGCCCAUUUUUUUGUAAUAAAUUUGUUCUACCAGACACACCGUGUUUUAAUUUUAAUGGGAUUCCUAUGGAAUCACCUGGCAGAUUCGUACAAGUCGUUACAAUAGUAUCAACUUCAAGUAUACAUAAAACAAACUAAUUUGAAAGUUAUCUAAGGUAUUUAAACAAGAGAAGUCUUAUGAGGUGUUUUUGUUCAACCCUCGUCGGGGUAUUUUGGCCAACAAUUUUAAAUUUUAUUUUUCUAAUUCACUAUAAGACUAAAUUGCUUUGUUCUAAUGUUUCAAUCGCUCCAAUAUCAGGCCAGUAUUAGAGCUCCUAGGUGAAUUUCCAAAAAUUACUAGAUUUUAGGUGAUUUUCCAGUGGUGCUCAAAUUGCCCCAUUGGCCAAAUUACCCCGACUACCCCUACGCAAAAAUAUUCAUUAUCGUAGUAUUGAUAACGAGGUAGUGAUCAGAGUCAAUGUUUGGUCCUCUGAAUCUUCAACCCAGCUAUGACUCCCUUAGCAGAUUUUUGCUAAAUAUCCGAGCAUUAGUGCAUAAGCUAUAUGAACUGUAAAAUUUUAUUUCAUAUUUUAUAUCGUCUUGAUUCAUUGUUUUGCCUCAUUUUCCCCACCAAUACAUUGUUCAUAUAAGAAGUGAGUAAACCUCCUUCUAAGCUUUAGUUUGUUUUCCCCUUAUCACCGCCGUUCACCCUCUUAUCUCAAAACAGUCUCAUCCGCGAGUAACUGUAUUUGUACUGCGCUGCACCAGAGCUCUCUCCGACGUUAGGGGUAUAGCUGUCACAUACCGUCGGGAGCCGGUUAGUCGUCUGCUGAUCGUGGUUCGAAUACCAAGCUCUUCCACCAGUGAAAGCGAUUUAGGUAAUUGCUUAAAUUCGCGUUGCAUCUCCAUAGUAUUUUGUGUUUGUGUGCCUUAUUUGCUCCAUCGUUAUCAGACUCCAGAAGAAGAAAAGUGAUAAAACAAUGGCCAGUGAAACUGCUGCCCUUCCAGAAG